UCGUCUGCGAGUAAGCUACGGGUGUAGAGAUUAAUACUCAUCAUGAGUAACAGAACAAUUUCAGUACUCUUAAUAAUCGCGUGCGGUUUCUUCAGCUCGACUCUUGCUGAUGGGGAGCACUUCAGUAUAAUAAAAUCGGGACUUGAGAGCAUGUCCACGGUUGUAGUGAAAUACCACAGCGAAUUUGAUAGCACGGCUAAUUUCACACAACUGCAAAACGCAAUCGAUGCAGUUGAUCACUCUAUGAUCAACUAUCACGGCAAAGCAAAGUCUAAGUUAAAUGAGUUACGUCAAUUGAACUCUGCUGCGCGUCUCCAAUACGAAGGCUGUGUGGGCCCUGUAUUCUCGUAUUGCAUUUCCAUAGAUAACACACUCAACCUUUAUAUACGCUAUAUCGAGAUGGAGAAUUUGUCAGAGAGCGACAAACAGAUCUUAGUGGACAUGCUGGGUGCCUCAAUGGAAAAAGGACUGACUAUAACUUAUAAAUCAUUAGAUUUAUUAACAAAUCUUCAAGAAAAAGUGGCCAGGCUGAAGAAUAUAUUUGACUCAAUCAUACAUGAUGUCAAGUCUGACUUUGCGCCGUCCGGCGAUCAACGCAAAUUAAUAAGUGCAUUAGCUGCUCAACGUACCCGAACUAUCUGCUCUUAUUUCAUGGCUGCUUUCGUACAUGUCUUUUCAAAACUAGGCUUACAUUAUAAUAUGCCGCCAACAGAAGCAAGUUUACAGGAAAAAAUAGAUUCUAUAAUCAAGUCUUUCGAUAUUAUAUCCCGAAAGUUAGAUAAUGCCUUACGGAUUGCGAGACAAAUAGAAACCGACCUGAAGCAUGAGAAGGACAAUAUCCAUGCACUUAUCGGUCUCUUCAACGCAGUAAACAAUGAUAAGUCAGUUCUGCUCAUGGAGUUGAAGGAACCUCGACAGCAGCUUAUUGAAGUCCUUACAAACUUGAAGACCAACUGCAAGGAAUACGCUAUAUGGCAUGGAUAUGGAUCAAUAGGUGAUCGACAUCGGAGUCGUCGAACUGCGCAUCAGGCAAUCCAAAGUUGCUAUGAGGAGAAAGCGGGCGCUUUGAAGCAGCUAAAUGAUCAUCUUGCCAGUCCAAAUAUGGAUGUCUAUUCCAUUUUCAAUACAAUCGACUGUGAGGCGAUCGCUGUUCCAUAAUCAACCCAACACCUAUUCUGAGUGCCUCGUGACAGCUACAAGUCUCCAGUGCUUGCGGCCCAUAUAAAACCUUUCCAUUUUGA
Molecule: messenger RNA, 1241 nt
Organism: Drosophila hydei
Lineage: Eukaryota; Metazoa; Arthropoda; Insecta; Diptera; Drosophilidae
Exons: 2
Coding region: 43-1158 (371 amino acids)
Biological process (GO): hemolysis in another organism
Source: RefSeq, a predicted model, not a curated record